Gastrolobium bilobum is the source of this 414-nucleotide messenger RNA. RefSeq lists its product as uncharacterized. The transcript is spliced from 2 exons. Lineage: Eukaryota; Viridiplantae; Streptophyta; Magnoliopsida; Fabales; Fabaceae. The record is from RefSeq and is a predicted model, not a curated record. The coding region runs from base 1 to 414 and encodes 137 amino acids.
AUGGGAAAGACGCUGCUCCUCUUGGACGAGAUUCUCCUUCCGAGAGGGUUGCUCCCAUUGGAAGACAUCAUCGAAAUGGGUUACAACCGAACCACCGGCUUCGUGUGGCUGAAACAGAGGCACAAUAAGAAGGUGCACCGGUUCGACGCCAUUGGCCGCACCGUGUCGUACGAGACGGUUGUGACGACGUUCGUUGACGAGCACCGAAUGCGAAGCGUGACCGGUGUGAAGACGAAGGAGCUAUUCAUAUGGGUCACCAUCUUUGAAAUCUUCGUCGACGAUCCUUCUUCAAGUAAGAUAUCCUUCGCCAACUCCACUGGAAUUUCUAGGUCCUUUCCUCUCUUAGCCUUCGAUCUACAAGAGGAACACCAUAACAACAACAACAAUAACAACAUGCACUUGCACUUGCAAUAG